This is a messenger RNA of Echinostoma caproni, 855 nucleotides long. The record is from the annotation of a GenBank genome assembly. NCBI's taxonomy places the organism in Eukaryota, Metazoa, Platyhelminthes, Trematoda, Plagiorchiida, Echinostomatidae.
AUGGAAAGGCUCUCUCAAGGUUGUGUGCUGGGUGUGGGCCAACCGUUGUUGGAUUAUUUAACCCAUGUUGGCGAUGAGAUCUACACGAAAUAUGGUUUAAAAGAAGACGAUGCGGUCUUGGACAACGGUGGACACACCCAACUGUAUGAGGAGCUUGUGAGCCAGUAUCGGGUCCACUAUGAGGCUGGAGGAGCCGGAUUGAAUACGAUAAGGAUGAUUCAAUGGCUUCUGAAAAAGCCUCACGCUUGUGCUUUUAUUGGCUGUGUGGGUAUGGAUGACGCGGCUGACACACUACGGGAAGAGUGCGAAAAAGUUGGAGUGCGGGUUAAACUGUUCCGAUCCAGCCACGGCGCCUUGACCGGGAAGUGUGCCGUUUUGGUGCAAGAUCGAUUUCGUAGCAUGGUCACUCACCUUGGCGCAUCAAAGGAGCUCUCGCUAGAACAUUUGAAGGGCAACGACGCGUGGCCCAUGAUUGAGCGAGCUCGAUUUGUAUAUACCACGGGUUAUAUGCUCAAUUUUUGUCAAGAUGGAUUGAAAGAAUUGGCCAGAUAUGCACAUACGGAAGGCCAGGUGUUUUGUUUCAAUUUCGGAGCACCGUACGUCCUCAAGUACUUGACAGACCGCGUGGAUGCUAUUCUUCCCUAUGUGGACAUCCUAUUCUGCAACAGAGCCGAGGCUAAAGCGUACGCAGGCAAACACAAAAUGCAAGAUGCGUCGGUUUCUGCAAUUGCCCAGCACUUGACUUCUCUCAGUCGAAGGACUGGUCAUCAGAAUCGACGCAUUGUGUUGAUCACACAAGAAACGGAUCCGGUAAUCGUUGCCGUCUCCGGAGAUACGACAAUAUCCAGUAACUAA